AUGCGGGGCUUGGGGGGGGUCGUGCAGGGCGAGGGGUGGUGCGGAGCCGCGGUGGAAGGGUCUGGGGGGGCGGGGGGGGAGGUUGUUGGGGCUGUUGUUCCUCAGCAGCAGCAAACGAGGAAAAGGUUUAAAAGGACCUCCGAGUACAUUUAUGAGGAGCUGUUUCUGAGUGGCAAUGGCAGCGACAUCAAAAUCCGUGCCCUGGGAAAAGAGUGGAACCUGCACAAGGUGUAUCUGUGCCAGUCAGGGUACUUUUCCAGUAUGUUCAGUGGACAUUGGAGAGAAUCCAGCAUGGACACCAUUGAGUUGGAAAUUUCUGACGAAAACAUUGAUGCAGAAGCUCUCCACGUGGCUUUCAGCUCACUCUACCAGGACGAUGUUUCAAUAAACCCGGAAAAAGUGGUUGCGGUUUUAGCAGCAGCCUCCAUGCUGCAGUUGGACAACUUAAUGGAGCAAUGUGCUGAGAUAAUGAAGGAAACCAUUAAUGCAGAAACUGUCUGUGAUUACUAUAAUUCAGCGGAGAUGUAUGGGUUGCCCUUCAUGAAGAAAAAAUGCCUUAAAUGGCUCUUGAACAACCUGAUUACUCACCCACGAGUUGAAGUCUUCAAAGAAAUCAGUAUAAACCUCAUGGAGCAGCUGAUCAGCUCUUCCAACCUGCUUGUAAUGCAAGUGGAAAUUGACGUGUAUAGCACUCUCAAAAAGUGGAUGUUCCUUCAACUCGUGCCUUCUUGGAAUGGGACGUUGGAACAGCUCUUAUCUGAAGCUGAUGCCUGGUUUGCCCAGUAUCGGAAAGAUUUUGGGCGUGCCGUUCCAUUCCUGAGCUCAGAACAGGGGAAGGUGUUCCAGUCAGUGUUCAGACGCUUGAGAUUGCAGUAUAUCAUCAAUGACGUGACAUCAGCUGGAAUAAUUGACAACGAUUACCUCAUACCCCCCGCGUGGCUGUGCUCUAUUUACAAACAGCAGUGGUUGACCAUGCUCAGAACAUAUGAAGGCAGUGAUAUCGGGCCUGAAGAAAUAAGUGAAGAGACACUGGAAGAAAACAGCAUGCGAUGUGGUCGGGUGCUUGAGGAGGAUGGUGAAUUCGCCUGGAGCUGGUCUGGGUUCAACUUUGGCUUUGACCUCCUCGUUAUUUAUACAAAUCAGUGCAUCGUUUUCAAACGGAAUACACUGGAUGAGCUGAGCAGUGGCUCAGUCAGUCUGCAGCCCAUGAGAAACGUGGCCUUCAGGUUAAGUCUGGCCUGCUUUGAUGACGAUGGGACAAAGAUUUUCAAGAGAACAACAGGAUAUCAGAUCCUAAGUUUUGGGAAUGACGAGGAGCAAGUAGUGAUAAAUUUCCUCGAGGAAGAGAGACGCCCCUUCUUCCCGCUCUACAUCAGCUGCAACUUCCAGUACACUACGCCGGAGGGAGGCACCACCAGAUAAUGCGGAAAACUGACACCUCUUCAGUGGAACAGGGGAGCCCUUCCACACUUCAACAAGAGAAAAGAGCCAUACAGCAGCAGCUCUCAGCUAGGAUUCUGUGGAAUGCUGACCACAGACACGAGCCAAAUCCCAGUUUUUUAAACUUUUUGUGACUUAUUUUAACUUUUAUGUUGGGAAUCUAUCCCGUUUUAGCUCAGGAAUUUGUGACCUUUCAGUGCCUUUGGAGCUGUAGGUGUUAACACACUUUUAACAUCAGUUAAGCAGCCUCAAAAGAUCCAAGGGAAGAGCCCCGACCAAGGCAUUCCUUUUCAGCUGGUUUGGCGAGUGGGCCGAGCGUGCACUGUAUUUAUUCUUUGUCCGAGUCAGGUUUUAUGUUCGUCCGUCUAAAUUUGAAUUCUUACAGCAGGACAUUUGAAUUAAAAUUUAGAAUUCUGCCUCUUUAGUAGGCUAAUUUUUUCAUGUUGUUAUAAAAAUAAAGUCAAUUGUACUUUACCAUUUUUACUUUUAU
Messenger RNA from Cuculus canorus (common cuckoo), 1930 nucleotides. RefSeq names its product germ cell-less protein-like 1. The coding region runs from base 1 to 1422 and encodes 473 amino acids. NCBI's taxonomy places the organism in Eukaryota, Metazoa, Chordata, Aves, Cuculiformes, Cuculidae. The record is from RefSeq and is a predicted model, not a curated record. Gene Ontology annotation, molecular function: protein binding. Gene Ontology annotation, cellular component: nucleus. The transcript has 15 exons. Gene Ontology annotation, biological process: germ cell development.